AGCGGAGGGAUGUGGGGCUUGGGACGAGGCAGGAUCUUCGGCGUCUUCUCCGCUCCGGUCCUGGUGGCCGUGGUCUGCUGCGCCCAGAGUGUGAGCGAUCAUGGGAACAUGUCCUUCGUGAAAGAAACGGUGGAUAAAUUGCUGAAAGGCUACGACAUUCGCCUCAGACCGGAUUUUGGAGGCCCCCCAGUGAACGUCGGGAUGAACAUAGACAUUGCCAGCAUCGACAUGGUGUCAGAAGUCAACAUGGACUACACACUAACUAUGUAUUUUCAACAAUACUGGAGAGAUAAAAGACUAGCCUAUGCUGGGAUUCCUCUCAACCUUACGCUUGAUAACCGAGUAGCAGAUCAACUAUGGGUGCCUGAUACUUACUUCCUAAAUGACAAGAAAUCAUUCGUGCACGGUGUUACUGUUAAGAAUCGAAUGAUUCGCCUUCAUCCAGAUGGUACAGUGUUGUAUGGCCUCAGAAUUACAACCACUGCAGCUUGCAUGAUGGACUUGCGAAGAUACCCAUUAGAUGAGCAGAAUUGUACAUUGGAAAUAGAAAGCUAUGGAUACACAACAGAUGACAUAGAAUUUUACUGGCGAGGUGGGAAUAAUGCAGUCUCUGGAGUAGAAAGAAUUGAACUUCCUCAGUUCUCUAUUGUGGAACACAAACUUGUGUCCAGGAAUGUUGUCUUUGCCACAGGUGCCUAUCCAAGACUGUCACUGAGCUUUAAGUUGAAGAGGAAUAUUGGAUACUUUAUUCUUCAGACCUACAUGCCCUCAAUACUGAUUACCAUUUUAUCGUGGGUGUCCUUCUGGAUCAAUUAUGAUGCAUCUGCAGCAAGAGUUGCUCUCGGUAUUACAACUGUGCUUACUAUGACAACGAUCAACACUCAUCUCAGAGAGACUUUGCCUAAGAUUCCCUAUGUCAAAGCCAUUGACAUGUAUCUCAUGGGCUGCUUUGUAUUUGUCUUCUUGGCCUUACUUGAAUAUGCUUUUGUCAACUACAUCUUCUUUGGAAAAGGCCCUCAAAGGCAGAAGAAACUUGCAGAAAAGACAGCCAAAGCAAACAACGAUCGCUCUAAGUUCGAAAGCAACCGGGUGGACAUGCAUGGGAAUAUUCUGCUAACGUCCCUCGAAAUUCACAAUGAAGUUGCAAGCAAUGAGGUCACCACAAGCGUCACCGAUCCUCAGAAUUCAACGAUAUCCUUUGACAGCUCAGGGAUCCAGUACAGAAAACAGAGUUCUCAUCGAGAAAACCUUGGAAGGCGUACAUUGGACAGAACUGGCGCCCACACAAAGAAGAGUCAUUUACGGAGAAGGUCUUCACAGCUAAAGAUAAAAAUUCCUGACCUAACGGAUGUGAACGCCAUAGACAGAUGGUCAAGAAUGGUGUUUCCUUUCACAUUUUCUCUUUUCAACUUAAUCUACUGGCUAUACUAUGUCAACUAAAUUGACUUUACUUCUUUCUUUUUUUUAAAAAAAAGACUUCAACAAGUUAAAUAUUA
Molecule: messenger RNA, 1496 nt
Organism: Zootoca vivipara (common lizard)
Lineage: Eukaryota; Metazoa; Chordata; Lepidosauria; Squamata; Lacertidae
Gene: GABRB3
Product: gamma-aminobutyric acid type A receptor subunit beta3
Biological process (GO): monoatomic ion transmembrane transport
Cellular component (GO): membrane
Molecular function (GO): extracellular ligand-gated monoatomic ion channel activity; GABA-A receptor activity
Source: RefSeq, a predicted model, not a curated record